Molecule: messenger RNA, 1386 nt
Organism: Octodon degus (degu)
Lineage: Eukaryota; Metazoa; Chordata; Mammalia; Rodentia; Octodontidae
Gene: Rac2
Product: Rac family small GTPase 2
Exons: 7
Coding region: 129-707 (192 amino acids)
Biological process (GO): small GTPase-mediated signal transduction
Molecular function (GO): GTPase activity; GTP binding
Source: RefSeq, a predicted model, not a curated record
GCCUUCUGUCCCUCAGCUGCUUCUCCUCCUCUCCUCUGGGCCACCUCGCCAGCUCUCCACGCCCCUGGCGCCCGCAGGCACACUGCUUCAGGCCCUGAGCUGUCACCACACCCCAGGCCCCGGACACGAUGCAGGCCAUCAAGUGUGUGGUGGUGGGAGAUGGAGCUGUGGGCAAGACCUGCCUCCUCAUCAGCUAUACCACCAACGCCUUCCCCGGAGAGUACAUCCCCACCGUGUUUGACAACUAUUCAGCCAAUGUGAUGGUGGACAGCAAGCCCGUGAACCUGGGGCUGUGGGACACGGCUGGCCAGGAGGACUAUGACCGCCUACGACCGCUCUCCUACCCACAGACGGACGUCUUCCUCAUCUGCUUCUCCCUCGUCAGCCCCGCCUCUUACGAGAAUGUCCGCGCCAAGUGGUACCCCGAGGUGCGGCACCACUGCCCCAGCACGCCCAUCAUCCUGGUGGGCACCAAGCUGGACCUGCGGGACGACAAGGAGACCAUUGAGAAGCUGAAGGAGAAGAAGUUGGCACCCAUCACCUACCCGCAGGGCCUGGCAUUGGCCAAGGAGAUCGACUCUGUGAAGUACCUCGAGUGCUCAGCUCUCACCCAGAGAGGCCUGAAGACAGUCUUUGACGAGGCCAUCCGUGCUGUCCUGUGCCCUCAGCCCACACGGCCACAGAAGCGUCCCUGCAGCCUUCUCUAGGUUGCACCCGGCUCUCCCUCCCACCCAAUGAAUGGUCUGACCCUCCAGGCCCCCAAAGGCACCUCGGCUGGCCCUGGCGUCCCCUCCUUGUGGUGUUUCUAGCUGGCUGCAGAGCUUGGCUAAUGUUUCCACGCUGGAAGCCCCAGGGGCCAGCAGCGGGGGGACUUUGCAGGGGCUGCCUCUUCCCUCCAUACUCCUGCCCUCCCGGGGACGGAAGGGGCCCCAUAGCCCAGUAAGCACCUGUGUCACAAGGCAGCCUGCACCCACUCUCUCCCACCCCACUUGCCAUCUGACCCUCCUCUGAGAACUUGGAGCACCGCCGUAUACCUCUGGGGGGCCACUGAAUAUCUCCAGGGACAGGGCUCAUCCUCUGGGGUUGUCUGAAAGUCCUCCUUCAAGCUGUCAAGAUGCAUGUGUUGGAUGUGUGCUCUGGUCAUAGUUUUCCUUUGUUGGGAUGACAUAAAUCAAUUUCUCUAAACCGCUGUGGGUAUCUGCCAUGCUAUUCAAGAGUGUAAACCCUGACCAUUGUGCAAGACUUUUCCCUCUUCUGGCAGGGUUCUGAGUGUAUGUUUCUGGAAGAGUCUUAGGACUUUCGUACCCUGUCAGGCAGGACUCUUGCUAUUGCAGAUAGAAAAGCUAAUUCAUCCUGCUUAAAUGGAAAAUAAAUUUAAUGAUUCAA